This is a messenger RNA of Blepharisma stoltei, 309 nucleotides long. NCBI's taxonomy places the organism in Eukaryota, Ciliophora, Heterotrichea, Heterotrichida, Blepharismidae. The record is from the annotation of a GenBank genome assembly.
AUGUCAGAAAUUGAAGAGGCAAUAAACAGGGUCAAAGGAAGAGUAAAAGGACUUUUAAUCACCGGGCCUGAUGGAAGCUCAGUAAGGUCAACUAUGACCAAAGCAGAAGAUGCAAAACUCACCGGUUAUAUCAAUCAGCUGGUAGAUAAGGCAAGAAGUGUGGUCAGAGACGUUGACCCAGCUAACGAUAUGACACUUUUAAGGUUUACUUUAAAAAGACAUGAAAUCCUUGUGGCGCCUGGGAAGAAUUUUAGGAUCAUUGUUCUUCAAGAAAUCAAUAAGUCAGAAGAAGGAGCCAAGCCUACCUAG